AUGACGCAUCUGUCAGCAUGGUCUGCCGCAACAGCAGCAGCAACAGUGCUGAUGCUGCAGCUCGUAGUGCCCAUCCUUCUACAGUUUUCAACCUGCUCCGCUGUCAGUCACAAUGUUGACAAUUUUGAUGGGCUUGCUGAAGCCUCCUCCCUGACCAGGUCCAACCCCAGCACCCACAACGAGAACACCUUUGACAUGCAUUAUGACAACUCGCAACCCGACUCCAGUUCCAGUGCCAGUGCCAGCCUGCUGCUGCCGACCAACAAUGAGACGAGGAUACUGCGACGUGGCAAGCGAUAUCUCCAGUUCAGCAAGGGAUCCCGUAUGUCGUGGCGCACCAAUGGCAAGAACACUCUGCUCACAAUCAAUACGCUGUACGCCUAUGGCUAUGGCUUCCGCACCAAUUAUCCCUUUCCGUCAAUCGAGGACCAAAAGAAGGACAAUGCCGUCUUCUUGCGCCUCUUCAAGCGGGAUUUAUUCUCGAAACUAGAGACAGCUCUGGAUGGACAUGGCUUUGAUGGUCGGGCCUGUAUGCUGAAAUCCUUCUGCACGGCUGUGCUGGAUGUGGACAAGUCGGAGCAGAAGAGCGGCAUGCUCUUCAAGCUUCUCAAAUUGAUAUUCAGUCGUGCCAAGCGAUAUCUGGAUAUCAUAGAAACCACACGCAUAUUUGUGGGUACAAUUGAACAGGCAAAUCGCCAGUUGCUUAUACAGAAAUCCCCUUUCCCCUUUUUAAAGUUUCGCGUGAAUGCCAAGAACAAUGUGAUCGCCUCGCCCACUGUGUGGGCGCAUGGCUAUGGCUUUCGUGCCAAUACCCCGGUGCUGGUUAAAUACGAGAAUCGACCCUUCAGAAGGGACACCUACGAGCUGCUCCACGAGCUAAUCGAUCGAAGUGGCUUCGAUGGGCGGGCGUGUGUACUGAAGGCAUAUUGCACCGCUCUGGCCGGGGAUCAUGGUCAGGGAUUUCUCUUUAAGCUUUUAAAAUAUGUCUUUACCCUGGACGAACACGAAAAGCGUCAUAUGCCGCAUCUGCGCGAGGAGAACUGCGAACAAAUCAUGCAUAGCCAUUGCCCACUGAGCUUUGACAGCAUUUCCCCCUACACGGACGAUGUUUGA
Molecule: messenger RNA, 1113 nt
Organism: Drosophila obscura
Lineage: Eukaryota; Metazoa; Arthropoda; Insecta; Diptera; Drosophilidae
Source: RefSeq, a predicted model, not a curated record